AUGUUAUAUUCAGUUGAAGAUGCUGAACAUAGGCUCCAUCUGCCUCAGGUGACAAUGAUUUUUAACGAGUCGUUAAGGCUAUAUCCACCAGUUGGAGCGCUUGAUCGACUGCAUCAUGACAAGGAAAUAUGGGGCGAAGACGCAAAAGAGUUCAAGCCAGAGAGAUUCAGUGAAGGCAUUUCUAAGGCAACAAAGGGCCGAAUGACAUUUUUUCCAUUUGGUGCAGGACCUCGGAUAUGCAUUGGACUAAACUUUGCAAUGAUAGAAGUGAAGAUGGAUUUGGCUAUGAUUCUGCAACACUUCUCCUUCGAGUUAUCUCCUUCUUACACACAUGCGCCACAGUCUAGAAUAACUAUGCAACCCCAAUAUGGUGCUCCUCUUAUAUUGCACAGCUCUGGCAUCUGCUUUCUUGCAAUCAAAGGCUAG
Messenger RNA from Lycium barbarum (goji berry), 426 nucleotides. RefSeq names its product cytochrome P450 CYP72A219-like. The record is from RefSeq and is a predicted model, not a curated record. Bases 1 to 426 code for a protein of 141 amino acids. The transcript has 4 exons. Lineage: Eukaryota; Viridiplantae; Streptophyta; Magnoliopsida; Solanales; Solanaceae. Gene Ontology annotation, molecular function: heme binding; iron ion binding; oxidoreductase activity, acting on paired donors, with incorporation or reduction of molecular oxygen.